Entamoeba invadens IP1 is the source of this 783-nucleotide messenger RNA. RefSeq lists its product as hypothetical. The transcript has a single exon. Lineage: Eukaryota; Evosea; Mastigamoebida; Endamoebidae. The coding region runs from base 1 to 783 and encodes 260 amino acids. The record is from RefSeq and is a predicted model, not a curated record.
AUGGAAGAGACGAUCUUUGAAGUGUUAAAGAAGCACUCGAAGAUGUUACAGCAAAAUGCACUUAAAAUAAUCGACCCAACAAAAUGCGAUCCACAUGAUGCACUUUUACUUGAAACAAUUUCACUGUUAACUUCGGUGGUUGAUUACCUCAAAAUGAAACAACAAGAUUCCAUCGACUUAACACACAAAAUAGAGAAGCUUGAAACGAUAGAAGAAGUCGAGAAACACGAACACAUGAAGCAACCCGUUGAAGAGAGUUUGUCGAUGGGAAGUAUCGGGACGUAUUAUAACACAUUACAAGAGUGGACGGGGAUGUCUGAGGCGCGUGUUGUAUUUGAAGGUAACAAUUUGACGCCAAAACUCUUUUGGUCGUUGACCAAAAAGUUAAAGAAUAUGAUGAUAGUCGUCGAGACUGUCGACGGAUAUAUGUUUGGGAGCUAUCAUACAGUAUUGCCGCCAACACAAGACGUCUGGGUCAACGACGACAAACAACACUUUGUAUUCACUUUAAACAACCCCACUAACUAUCCGCCAACUCGAUUUGCCCCAUUACCCACUAACGGCGAUUUACUCUUCGUUUACGGAGACAACGAUACAGAGAAUGUCGUCUGGGUCAAUUACUGUUUCUGGAUAUGUAUGGACAACGUCGUCUUCUUGUGGCAUCACUUCUCUGAAAAAUACGAAGACACGUCGAAGCUCGGAGGGGAUCUCUUUGUCGGAGUGAAGGACUGGGACUUUCCCAACGAAAUCAAGAAGGUAGUUGUCUUGGAGUGGCUCCAAUAA